Molecule: messenger RNA, 710 nt
Organism: Alligator mississippiensis (American alligator)
Lineage: Eukaryota; Metazoa; Chordata; Crocodylia; Alligatoridae
Gene: CRIP1
Product: cysteine rich protein 1
Exons: 5
Coding region: 127-360 (77 amino acids)
Biological process (GO): regulation of gene expression; intrinsic apoptotic signaling pathway in response to DNA damage
Molecular function (GO): zinc ion binding
Source: RefSeq, a predicted model, not a curated record
GGCGGGGCGCCACAUCUGGGCGGGGCAGCCCCCGGCAGGGACACGGACACGGGCAGGGCAGGGCAGGGCAGAGCAGAGCAGAGCAGAGCACAGCGGAGCGGAGCGGAGCUGCCCUGCCACGCCACCAUGCCCAAGUGCCCCCGCUGCCAGAAGGAGGUCUACUUCGCUGAGAAGGUUACUUCCCUGGGGAAGGAUUGGCACCGACCCUGUUUGAAGUGUGAGAAAUGUAACAAGACCUUGACUUCAGGAGGCCAUGCAGAGCAUGAUGGCAAGCCCUAUUGCAACCAGCCUUGUUACUCCGCUUUGUUUGGACCCAAAGGAUUUGGCCGGGGAGGUACUGAGAGUCACACAUUCAAGUAAACCUCAGGUUUUGGUGGACAACAUUUCUAUUGAAGCCUGAAGACAACAGCAGCAUCAUGACAGACAUGCUUUUUAAUCACUAUGUAGUAAACCAGCAUGUUAAAAGCAAUACAAUACUUAAAGGAACUGAGCUGUAAGAAUCUCUGUAUCAAUCAGGAAAUGUUGGGGGUGAGGGAGGAUGGGAGGGGUAGUGGUGUGAAGUCAGAGUGGUACAGGAUGUGAAAAUUAGUCAAAAUCACCUUCUGUAAAGGACAAGAGUCCCUGCCAACCCUGCUUCCACAACCUGCCUUUCUAUCAAUAAUUAUCCUUAGAGGUAUUUUCAGCUAGCAAUAAAGCCAAAAUGAAAAACA